Messenger RNA from Theobroma umbraticum, 1232 nucleotides. RefSeq lists its product as uncharacterized. Gene Ontology annotation, molecular function: protein binding. The record is from RefSeq and is a predicted model, not a curated record. NCBI's taxonomy places the organism in Eukaryota, Viridiplantae, Streptophyta, Magnoliopsida, Malvales, Malvaceae.
GUCGUCAACCAAAUUGAUCCUAAAUAUUCGAUUACAAAAGUCACUAAUCAUGAGUUCAGUGCAAAGGAGGAUGAUUGGGGCUUCACUUCAUUCAUGCCUCUCUCUGACUUCCUCGACCCAAAGAGAGGCUAUCUCGUGAAUGAUGCAUGCUUAGUUGAAGCUUACAUUGCCACCGAUAGGACUAUUGAUUUGCUGUCAGAUGCAUUCAUAGUUGAACUUGAAACUGCUUCUGAUAAACUCAAGAGCAAGGAAGCUGAUCAUGGUGAAGCAGCCAUAGACAACCAAACACCUACAAUAGUCAAACCAGAGGAAAUCACCACUCGGUCAUCAGCUAUCCUUUCAGCUCCUGCUGUUCUGUCUUGUCCAGGGCAAGAUAAGGCAAAAUCUACCAAUCAAAAAUUGCCAACUGCAGAUCAGUCUUCUUCCCAGAGCGAGACCAUUGAACCUGAAGACCCUACUGAGGAAGAUAUGGACACAUUCUUUACUAGCUUAGAGUCUAAGCUCGCAAGCAGUCACAUUGUUUCUUCUCAAGAAGAAGCAAAGGAAGCUCUGGUCAACAUAGAUGCAGCCCUGAAUAUGGCCCCAGCUAACUUUUAUGAUUCAGGGAUGAUAUCUUCACUUAAGAAGGCUUUCAAGGUCCUAUCUAGUUUUGAUUGUUCCCCUACCUUUACGAUUGAGCAAAAAAAUGAGUUGUUGGCCAUGGAGGAGAACUUUAAACAACUAUCUGAGCGAGUAGUGAAAGCAGUGCAGGACAAGAAUCUCCUUACUGAGAAGGAAUCUGUGAAGCUGGCACUUACUCGUAAUUUAGAGGAUGGUUUAAUCAAAUUUAAAGAGGCCAAGGCAGAGGUGAAACAGGUAGAGCAAAAACUUGCUGCCCUCCAUGAGCUAGUUGUUGAGGCACAAAAGAAUAAAGAAAACAUCUUGGCUGAGCGGAAGGAAAUUUUCAAAAUUUCCCAGGACUUGAAAGCGCAGCUGGAUGCAUUGGGAAAGGAAUGGCCAGAGUAUGUGGCCAAGGCCAAGGUUGCUGAGGAGGAGGAGAAAACCGUCGAGGCAGAAUGGGGAAGAAUGAAAGACUUCAUCUCUUCUCUCAAAGGAAAGAUUUAAGGAGAACAAAUUAGCUGUUGUAGAAUGGUAUUUGAGCAAGUCUUUCUAAUAAUAUAUUUGGUGGAUGUGCAUGAUGUAAUCGUUUGAACAAGUUCAUAUUUAUCUAAGGAAAUUCCUUGUUUCAUUUU